CUGACUCGUCAGUCAGAAAGGAGAAUCGAGAAGUUCAAUCCCGAUGCGCUCAAAGGAGCCGGCGAGUUCCUGCCCGCUGUCACCGCUGGCGUUCAGGCGGACGGACGGACGGACAGACUGACGGCAGGCAGCGAGCCAUGAAGUUCUGGCUCCAGAGUUAUCUUGCAUCCCGUGGCGUUGCGGUGCGGGGGCGAGCGAGAAGAAGCAGUACAGUGUAUGUGCAGGCAAAGUUGGGGAAGAUGUCUGGUUUACGCCUCUGAGGGUGCCUGGGUUUUGUGGUGCGUUCUGAUGCUCAGCUCUCCCCUAUACCAGGAUGUGCAGCACUGGAAACCAACACCAACUUCGAUAAACCAUGUAAUUGAGGCAGUUCUGGAUCUCUGAAAGGACUCAGAGUAUCUGCAAUAGUGAAUGUUAUCUGGUGGUGGAUGUGGACUUUAAAACAGUGUGUCUCAACAUCUCAUCCUCAACUAUUUUUAAUCUGAUUGCACUACGAAAGAAAAGCUGCUAAUGGGAUAAAUGUUGAGACUUUACAAGAACUGACUUGAAGUACCGAAAGCCAUUACUAUUAUUAUUAUUAUUACUGUUAUUAAUCAAGAAGAGCUUGAAGCUAAGUCUGUAUCUGACCAGUCGUUAUAAUUCUCACAGUAACAGUCAUGGCAAGUAAACGAAAAUCAACAACACCCUGCAUGGUCUUAGCCAAUGAGCAGGAUCCAGAUCUAGAAAUGGUAUCAGACUUGGAGGAAGGACCACCUGUGCUCACGGCAGCAGAUAACCCUACAGCAGAGAGUGUAACAAGUGAUGAGGAUGUUCAUGAAUAUGUGGAUUCAGACAAUAAGAAAAACACAAAUAAAGUAGAAGGUGGUUAUGAGUGUAAAUACUGUACUUUUCAAACUCCAGAUCUCAAUAUGUUUACUUUUCAUGUGGAUUCAGAACACCCCAACGUAGUAUUAAAUUCAUCCUACGUUUGUUUAGAAUGUAAUUUCCUUACCAAAAGAUAUGAUGCCCUCUCAGAACAUAAUCUGAAGCACCACCCUGGAGAGGAGAAUUUUAAAUUGACUAUGGUGAAACGUAAUAACCAGACAAUCUUUGAACAGACAGUAAAUGAUCUCACUUUUGAUGGGAGUUUUGUUAGAGAAGAAAAUGCUGGACAGGCUGACUCUUCUGAGGUCCCCUCAUCAGGGAUCUCCAUUAGCAAAACUCCUAUCAUGAAAAUGAUGAAAAACAAAUCUGAGGCUAAACGUAUUGCGGUUUUCCACAAUGUAGUUGAUGACAUUCCUGGUGAAGAAAAGGGAACUGAAAAUGAGCCAAACUCUGAAGAAGCAGUAGAAAACCCCCCACCGUCAGUUUCUGAGUCAAAACCAAGCCAUUCAGUUGUUUGCAGUGCUGCAGAUGUGGCUGCUGCAGUAGUGACCCCAGCACCAGUGCUUCAGCCUGGAGUGGCACAGGUUAUAACAGCUGUUACAGCUCCACAGAACUCAAACCUGAUUCCAAAAGUACUAAUACCUGUAAAUAGCAUUCCAGCCUAUAACACUGCUUUGGAUAACAAUCCUCUUUUGCUUAACACCUACAACAAAUUCCCGUAUCCAACCAUGUCAGAAAUCACUGUUCUUUCCUCUCAAGCUAAGUACACAGAAGAGCAGAUUAAAAUAUGGUUUUCUGCCCAGCGUCUGAAACACGGAGUGAGUUGGACGCCAGAGGAGGUGGAGGAAGCAAGGAGGAAACAAUUUAAUGGCACAGUGCAUACUGUGCCACAGACAAUUACUGUUAUUCCAGCACACAUUUCAGCCGCUAGCAAUGGUUUACCUUCAAUUUUACAGACAUGCCAAAUAGUCGGUCAGCCAGGACUUGUUCUCACUCAAGUUGCAGGUACAAAUACGUUACCAGUAACAGCCCCAAUAGCUUUGACUGUAGCAGGAGUCCCAAACCAGACACAGUUACAGAAGAGUCAGAUUCACAGUGCUCAGCCUAUUGCAGAAACCAAACAAGUAGCUGCAAUUCCAGCCCCUCAGCCUAUCAAAAAUGAAUCCACACUGAUGAAUCCUGACUCCUUCGGCAUCCGAGCAAAAAAAACUAAGGAACAACUGGCAGAAUUGAAAGUCAGCUACCUUAAAAACCAGUUUCCUCAAGACUCAGAAAUUGUUAGACUUAUGAAAAUAACAGGCCUCACUAAAGGAGAGAUCAAAAAGUGGUUCAGUGAUACACGCUACAAUCAGAGGAACUCAAAGAAUAAUCAUGGGAUUCAUCUGAACAGUGAUUCAUGUGCCACCAUUGUUAUUGAUUCAAGUGAUGAAAUGAAUGAAUCUCCAACAGGAGUCACUCCACAGAGCAAGUCAUCUUGGGGUACUUUUCCUGAUUUCACCCCACAGAAAUUCAAAGAGAAGACUUCUGAACAGCUGCAAGUCCUCCAAGCAAGUUUUCUUAAUAACUCUGUCCUUACUGAGGAAGAGAUGAAUAGGUUAAGAGCCCAAACAAAACUGACCAGGAGAGAGAUUGAUGCCUGGUUUGCAGAAAAAAGGAAAUCAAAUGUCUUGAAGGAAGAGGGAGCUGACAUAAAUGAAAGCAAUGCUGGCAGCUCAAAAGACGAGUCUGGAGAAACAUCUGUGGGAGAUGGAGCAGCAGGAGCAAAAUCAGGGUGUGCCACUUCAAGCAAAAUAGGCAAAAAAUCACCAGAGCAGUUGCACAUGCUCAAAAGUUCCUUUGUCCGUACUCAGUGGCCAUCUCCACAAGAAUACAACAAGCUGGCAGAAGAAACUGGGCUUCCAAGAUCAGAAAUUGUGAGCUGGUUUGGAGAUACUCGCUAUGCCUGGAAAAAUGGUGGAUUGAAAUGGUAUUACUAUUACCAGAGUGCCAGUGCAAACAGUCUGAAUGGCCAAGGCUUUGCAAGGAAGAGAGGGAGAGGAAGACCAAAAGGGAGGGGGAGAGGGAGGCCUCGAGGGAGGCCUCGGGGAAGCAAGAGGUUAAAUUGCUGGGACAGAGGUGUGUCUGUCAUAAAAUUUAAAACUGGAACAGCAAUCCUGAAGGACUAUUAUAUGAAGCACAAAUUCCUUAAUGAGCAAGACCUUGAUGAACUGGUAGCCAAAUCUCACAUGGGAUAUGAGCAGGUCAGAGAAUGGUUUGCAGAAAGGCAAAGAAGAUUAGAACUUGGAAUAGAGCUGUUUGAUGAGAAUGAGGAGGAAGAAGAAAUGCUGGAUGAUCAGGAGGAUGAGGAAGAAACAGAUGAUAGUGAUACUUGGGAACCCCCCAGACAUGUUAAACGUAAACUUUCAAAAACAGACUGAUGUACAAUUUGGAAUUUGGGGGCCAAAAACCUAUGAAUUAGGUUUGAUGUUACAGUGAAGAGCCAAAUGAUUUUUCAUGGCCUUCAGUUUAGCAAGCAGCUGCUUAGCAUCUUCCUUCCACCUAAGAGUACAUGGGCAAGAUGCUACCUGUGCAGGCAAGAACUGUUUGCUUUGUUGCUACAAGAGAUGAACAUCCUCGUGCCUGGCCUGGGACAGGGGGUUACAAAUCAGAUCAAAUUCAGCUCCUCCUUUUCCACACUACUGAUGGGAAGGUUCAUGUUCAUCAUACACUUGACUGCUUCUCAAUAUUUAAUUGCCUUAUGUUGUUUAAUUCCAAAAAACACAGACACUUUUUUUUGUUGUUGCUGUAAGAGAACAUUGCCUGCGUGUGAAGGAGGAAAACACAAAAAUAUUAGAUGUCUUUUUGCAAACAUCACUUCAUCUGAAAGGUUUCAAGGCUUGGGUUAUUUCUUAAGGAAAGCGUUGAAAACAAAAGAGAAGGGGAAAAGUGUGACAAAAGGAACCAAUGAACCUAGGGGUGAGGAUUGAUUGGUUUAAGAAAAUAAGGUGAUAUCUGCACCUUUUGCAUAUCUUCGGAGUGUUUUGGGUUUACAGAACUUGGACUGAAAUGUUCCUUGUUGAUAAUUAUGAGCUAACUGAAUGAGUCCAAUGCUAGAAGAUGCUUUUUGUUACAGUUAAUCAGUGUAUCCCACAUCAAGCUAAUUUAAAUGCCUGACAGACUUGAUGCAGUUAAUAGUAACACUCAUUUCUACCUUGUGCAUUCUUUCCUUUGUUGGAAAUGGUAUAAGUAUCUAUAUUUCUAGCAAAAAAUAAUAAUUUCUUGAAAUCUGACACUGAGUUUUAAGGUUAACAUAAGACAAAAACUGCCUAAAAGUUUAGAGUUGCUUAGGGGUUUGUAAGAAUACACAGAUAAAGAGAUGAAAAGCAUAUUUUGGUGCUAGUAAGAAAGGUUUUCAAGUAAGUUGUGGCAAUGACAUGAUGUUUAAUUCACAAACAAAAUGAAGUUAUAUGGCUUUUAGAUGCUUAGUAAUUACAAACAUGAUAGUGUUGAAUUGUUCUUCAGUGAUAGCUCAGUCAAGUGAUUUGUGUGCAGGUUUACCUGUAAAACAUCCUAAUUGAACUCAACAUUGUGCUGAUUGCUCCUAGGACUGCUGGGUGGGUGAACACACUUAUUUCUGGAGGGAGGUUGAUCUACCUGAACUGAACUCCAGAAGUAGUUUAAUCUGAUAUAAAACAUUCCCAUCUUAAAUAAGUGUAUAUAAAAUAGAAAAAAAAAGAGCUAUUUGGUGUCAAUACCAUGAAGCCAUAGUGCAGUUUGAAUUAGCAACUUAAGAACAAUGGGCCAAAUUCACACAAAUUAGUUUAGGUGGAUGUUUGGCAUCCUAGAGAACUGAUACUCUGAGGAAGACUACUUUGUAUUCUUACUACUGCCAGCCUGCAUUUUUAGGGAUAAGUUACUUUAUAUUUAGAUGUCAAAAGAGGGUGAUGAAUUGGUGUUGCUGUCACCAGCAUUGCCUGCUUUUACAUUGGCACUAAUGGAACGAAUACUAGCAAUCUCCUUUUGCACAUCUGUCAGCAUCUUCUCUGUAGGCUUCUGCAUCUGAUGACUAAUGAGGACAGAUUAGUGCAGAGAAAAUGGAACCUAAUGUCUCCCCAUCUUCAAGAACCUAUUCUAGAAUUUUAGAAUUAGUCUUUCUUCUGGACUGUGAUAACUGUCAAAAAAACCCAAGAAAGCCCUUUUAGUCAUGAUUUUCUGAAGCAGAGGAGUCCCUGUUAGAUCUGGUUUUCAUAUCUGAUUGUGGGUGAAGCCCAGGCUAAAAUAAGAAAGGGAAUAGUGUCUGACAAAAAAUAUUGUUAACCUCCCAGAUCUUCCUCUCUGGACUCUUGUAGCUGCCCUUUUGCUCACAGAUUGAAUAAGCUCCCUACACUGCAGGAGGAUGUUUCAUAUGAAAGCCAUUUACUGGGUGAGCUCUUCUGACUGUUUUAAGAUUAUUGGAGAGAAAAAGGCAAUAGCUUAGGGUGUAUGUCAUGUAUUGGAUGAUGAAACUAUUCCCUGGCAUCCAAGGCUCAAGUUGGUGAGACACAGUGGCUAGCAUUGCUAGAGAGGAAUAACCAGGAAUCCCUCAAUUUAACUUUGGAGUGGGGCAGAAGCAAACCCAUGUUUGUCAGCAUAUUGCACGAGAGUGUUUGUGACUCUGCAUGUGCAGUGGUACGAGAGAGAUCAAGAUCUGGCCUUUUCAGCAUGGGGUUGGGAGGGAUUCUCAUUUGUGUGGUAAUUGUGUGGAUGAUAGUAAUAGUGUGCUGUUGUAGAUGCCAGCAGAUACAAGACUCAUGCUAGUUUCAAGCUCUGUUGGGAAUACAGGGUCAAAAAUCUCUGCUUGCUGAGUAGGAAAGAACAAAGCUAGAAAGAAAAUAUGCUAUUUUUAAGUUUCCAAAAAUAUUAAACCAAAUCCUUGGGAAUAUGCCUCUAGCAAGAAAAAUCUGGAGUUGGCUUAAUCCUUGAAGUUGACCCAGAAUUAAUUUUCUUAAAAAAAACCCCAAAAACCCAAAGCAACCAAGCAGUCUGUCCAAAUAAAUAUCUCCAUUUUUGUUAUCAGAGACUUAUUUAGGUUAGCUAGGAAUUCU
Molecule: messenger RNA, 5924 nt
Organism: Sturnus vulgaris (Common starling)
Lineage: Eukaryota; Metazoa; Chordata; Aves; Passeriformes; Sturnidae
Source: RefSeq, a predicted model, not a curated record